Messenger RNA from Morchella sextelata, 1476 nucleotides. RefSeq lists its product as uncharacterized. Gene Ontology annotation, molecular function: FAD binding. The record is from RefSeq and is a predicted model, not a curated record. The transcript has 4 exons. NCBI's taxonomy places the organism in Eukaryota, Fungi, Ascomycota, Pezizomycetes, Pezizales, Morchellaceae. Bases 1 to 1476 code for a protein of 491 amino acids.
AUGCAUUUCAGUACUCUUCUCGCCACGGCAUAUGCCUUUACAGCCGUUUCUGGUCAUUUUAUGAAGCGCCAAGUUGAAGAUGGGCUUAUUCCGUUGCUCUCAUCUGGCGCCAGUAUCUACUACCCUACGGAUAGCGGAUUCACGGUCUCCAGCGAACGAUUCACAGAGCUCAAUCGCCCUGAUUUCCAACUGGUAGUACAUGUUGCUUCUGAAGAUGAUGUUGUAGCUACUGUGCAAUUCGCAACAGCAAACAACAUUACUUUCCUUGCUAAGAGCGGCGGUCACGGCUUGUCUACAACCUUGUCUCGUGUCCGCAAUUCUAUCAUGAUUGACAUGAGAGGAUUGAAUUACGCCAGAUAUGAUAAUGCGACCUCUCAGGUGACUGUCGGCGGUGGUAUUACAACCGGUGAAAUGAUCAACGCAACCCACGCUGUAGGAAAAGAAAUCACUGCUGGAUCUUGUCCUUGUACUGGUGUGCUGGGAGUCACCAUGGGCGGUGGUGUUGGCCGUUUGAUGGGAAGGCACGGAUUGAUCAUUGACAACCUCGUCGAGUUGCGCUAUGUGCUCGCCAACGGUACCGCAAUCACACUCAAUAACCAAACGGAUCCCGAGCUCUGGUGGGGUGCACGUGGUGCUGGCCAGAACUUUGGUAUCGCAACUUCAGCAACAUACCAAGUUUAUGACCAGGUGAACGAUGGAAUGCAUUACACCGUGGAUAUGGAAUUCUCCAUGAGCCAGCUUCAAGAUACUCUCAAAGUGAUCAAUGCUCAGGCCGCGCCUUUGAAUGAGAACCUCGCUCUCUUCUACGUCACCGUCCCAGUCGGCUCUACCGGAGGUCCCGUUAUCGCUGUGAACUUUGUUUACUCCGGGCCACAGGCCGAUGCCGAGGGGCUGCUCCAGGAUUGGCUGGAUAUCAACCCCAUCUCCUUCUCCGACCGUGUUGUCUCCUGGGAUUCUCUUCCAUGGCGAGUCCAGGCAGGCCUCAACAGCGAGCUUUGCACACCAAACAAGUACAGAAACUCUUACUCUCUUGCCAUGGACACAUACAGCCCUGAAGGUAUCCAGCGUCUGUUCGAUAACUGGGAGAAGUUUGUUGAGCUGUACGGCGCCAAUGUGACCAUGAACUUUAUCUUCGAGACUUUCCCUCAGCAAGGAGUCGAAGCCGUUGAUGUAGACUCCACGGCUUACCGCUGGAGAGGCCAGUCCAAACACUUCGGAAUCUUCCAAGCAACCUAUACCGAUGGGCGCUUCAGCACCUUGGUCGACGACUGGUUGAUGGAGCAAGAGAAGAUCUUCAACAACUACACCGGAUAUGGCGAAAAGCAUGUCUACCUCAACUACGGCAAGGGAACCUACAAUACCCUUGAAGACUCCUGGGGCUAUGAAGGUCAGGUCCAGAGGCUUACCCAAUUGAAGCGGAGGGUUGAUCCUGAGGGUCGCUUUGACGGCUUCCGUCAGCUCUUGGACUAUGCAUAG